Messenger RNA from Lotus japonicus, 2538 nucleotides. RefSeq lists its product as uncharacterized. The transcript has 9 exons. Lineage: Eukaryota; Viridiplantae; Streptophyta; Magnoliopsida; Fabales; Fabaceae. The record is from RefSeq and is a predicted model, not a curated record. Bases 229 to 1041 code for a protein of 270 amino acids.
GAUGAAGUUUUACUUUAUGGAUUGAACAGAGAGAGUUUGUGAUGUUGGUCAUUCUUUUCUUUAAAUACUCUUUUCAAACUGGACUCACCCCCCACUCUCAUUGUGUUCUUGUGUUGAGCAUAUAAAUAUUUUUUUUCCCUUUUAAGGCUUCUGCUUAUGGAUUUCUAAGACCUUUAACUUGAGUCGGUGGAUGAUGCAGUUGCAGCUGGUUUAGAAGGAGUAGAAAAGAUGAACACAAGCGUCAGGACAAGGAACCAGCCUAGGAAACCUCCAAUGACACAUGAAAAGGUAGAGAUGCGGGCAAGCUUGCGAGAAGGCACAAGGAAUAUUGCAGCUAAAGGUGGAAGGACAUCUAGCAAAGACAGAAAAAUUGCUUUGCAACAAGAUGUUGAAAGGUUGAAGAAGAAGCUUAGGGAUGAGGAGAACAUUCACAGGGCAUUAGAGAGAGCUUUCAAUAGGCCUUUGGGAUCUCUGCCUCGUCUUCCUCCCUAUCUCCCUCCUCAUACACUAGGACUUGUAGCUGAAGUGGCAGUGCUGGAAGAAGAAAUUGUUAGGCUUGAAGAGCAGGUCCUACAGUUCAAGCAGAACUUGUACCAUGAACCUGUCUACAUUUCAGCCUCUAAGAUGAAACUCCAGCAUUCAGCAUCUGCGAAAAUUGCAAACUCCAAAGAUAGUCCAAAACUGAGUAAAUUGAAGUCCAUUUCCCAAAUAUUGGGUGGUGCUGCAACAUCUACAACUAGGCCUUCACGUUCAACAACACUUCCUGAGGCUAAAGAACAAAAAGAGAAUCAACCUUAUACUAUUUCUACAAAGAGGAGCAAGCAAUCCAUGUAUAAAGGCCAAACAACAGAAGUUCCAAUUAAGAAGCUCCCCAUGGACAAUAAACCACUGAAGAAACAUUGGAAUCUUCCAAAAAAGCAGCAAGAACUAAGGCGAAUCGAAACACCAACAGGAGACAAAAGCCCAAAUGUAAUCUCUGAAAAUAUUAUGGAGUGUUUAUCAAGUAUCCUCUUGAGAAUGAGUACUGCCAAGUGCCAAUGACAUACAACCCUUGAAGGAUCUAAAAUCUGAAAACUGCAUUGGAGGAACCGAGUUUUGUGAUCCUUAUGGCAUCUUGUGGUACUUGGUCCUCUCCUUCCGUGAGAGUUGAGAACGAACUGGAAGUGGCCAAAAGACUUGGAAUCAUUGAUGGACUUGAUAUGCCUCCAAUUACCAAGUGAAUUAGGGAAAGAAGCCAUUGAGUUCCUUCAGAAAAGAAAAAAGCGAGCCUCUCUCACAAUUUGUACGAAUUAUGCCAUAUGAAUUUAGCUUCAGAUACUUGUUCGGCUGUUACCCAAAUCACAGUUCGGCUAUUGCCCAAGAAACAAGAAAGGCUGAAGCGAGUGCGGUACUGCCAAUUUUGUCAUAUGGGUUCUUGAAUGUGGGCCAACAAAUAUUUUGGAUCCAAUAGAAAUUAUGUCAAAGCAUAUUGUUGUCCUACAACAUUUUUCAAUUUUGCAUCAAGUAAUAGUAAAUUUUGACCCAAAAAUAUAGUAAAUUUUGACCAAAGAAAUUAGUAAGUAGGGUGAUGAUAGAUAAAAAAGUAAUUAGGGAGAGGAGCUUGACCAGGAAUAAAAACUGAGGAGCAUUAUCAAUAAUAUAUUUUUUAUUGCUUUCUUUUAAAAAAAAGUCAACAAUUUUUUAUUAAGUGAAAAUAAUGCAGGUUUCAAUAGCUUAUAUGAAUUUUAUUGUCAUGUUUUUAUUCAAUAAAAAAAGGGUUAUGAAAAAUAUUACUUGCAUAUUUAAUAGAGGUGUCAAAUUAGCUUAUCACUUCAAGCGAUAUCAACCUACACUUUUAUGUCCGCUUUAACUAUAAGUUUUUUCAAUUCUGACCCACACAACUCACUUAGUAUUAAAUAGGCUCGGAGAGGCCUGCCUCACAUUCCAUUAUUUUUCAUUUUACAUAAAUUCGUACAAUAUAUUAAAACUAAAAACUAUUUCUUUAAACUCUCUCUCUCUCUCUCUCUGUGUGUGUGUGUGUGUGUCGGCAAACGGUCGAACGAGUAUGAAGGUGUUGUUGGGGUUUUGGGCUCCCUUCCUAUGUGGAGAAAGGCCCAAAUAUGUAGCUCACUUUAUCUCACUUAUACAAGUGGAGAGAGGUCAGCUAGGGCAAGAGAGUUAGCUCAUUUGCAAAAGAGAGAGAAGCUGAAAAGUGAAAGAGAAAGAAGAGAAACUAUUUUCACACAUACUCAGAGCAGUCUCUGUAGAUCUUCUGUAGCGCCUUCGUUCACUGUCGGAUCGCCCCGAAAUUUGGACAGCAGGUUUGUGACUCCUGGGUCUUCAAUAUGGAUAAUUGGAUCAGUGAGAAGUUGUCUGUAGAGGGAGAUAUCUGGCUCGGACAGUAGCAGUGUUUUGCAGGUUUUCUGUUCUACUUUGUUCUCAAUUUCAUGCUUGUUGCCUUAUUAUUUUGGCUGAUUGUUGAGCACGAUUUGUGCUACUAUUUGAGACUCUCUUGUAACCUUAUUUGAUCAUAGCGGAGCUUGAUUACUAGUUUGGUCC